CUAAUAUUCCAAAAUCAAACACUGGACUUGUAUCUGUUUUCGUGGAAAAUUCCAACUUAUUUAUCGAAGGAAAGUAUACUGUUAGUCUAAUAAAAGAACGAAAAAUAGGAAGUAAUCUGGUGAUUGUUGGCUCUCGUCCAUCUUGGAAUGAUUCACUAUGGGAUAGGGUUCGAAAUCAAGAUUUUGAUGUGAUCAUUUAUGAUCGUAUUGCAAAUAAAGAAAAGAAAGUCAAUAUGGAACUUGAACUUUCUAUAGUGGAUGUCAUUUAUUUGAAGGAUCCUGGUAUAGUUCUUAUAAUUGCCGGCGAUAGUGAUUAUACUCCUGCGAUAAAUUGGGCCCGAGAUAAUAAUUGGAAGAUUGAAGGAUAUCCGGAUCCAUCAGGAAGAAGUUGUACCCUUGAAAUAACUGAUGGUGAAACACUCGCAAAAUGA
This is a messenger RNA of Ambispora leptoticha, 431 nucleotides long. The record is from the annotation of a GenBank genome assembly. Lineage: Eukaryota; Fungi; Glomeromycota; Glomeromycetes; Archaeosporales; Ambisporaceae.